Clonostachys rhizophaga is the source of this 1236-nucleotide messenger RNA. Lineage: Eukaryota; Fungi; Ascomycota; Sordariomycetes; Hypocreales; Bionectriaceae. The record is from the annotation of a GenBank genome assembly.
AUGGAAGGCCCUCUCAAAUUCGUCUAUCUCUUCGUCUGGGCGCUGCCUGGGCAGGUAGCCGCCAAGGUCGAAGAUGCCAAUAUGCUUAGCCGAGCUAACAACGGGCGUCUAGUGGCGGUACUGAGGAACCAUCUCUACAUCGAGGGUGGCAAGAUCUCCACGUAUCUUAACAGAGAAGCGACAUCAGAGAGGGAAUAUGAUCCUGUAAACACCACUCUCUACAUCCCGCUGGAUGUCGACUGGACGAACAGAACGUUGGAACUGAAAGAGAUACAACAUGCAAUCGGAAUGCCAACGGUCGACCAUUCUGGUCUCUGGGCUGACGAACGAGACGGCGGUGCCAUCUAUCGCUGGGCUGGGAGGCGCCAACUCGGCCAACUCGUGGAGAAAGACGAAACGAAAACACUUUGGAAGCUGGAAACAAGCAGCGAUGGGAAUGGCGGUUGGACCGCGACCACGCCUGGGAACCCCGAAGGUUUCAACGCAAUCAUCCGGACGCGAGACGCCGCUUCGGUAUCGUGCGACGGGCUCGGCCUUUACAUCGGAGGCAUCACUGACACGGCGACGGAAUACAACAGGAAGACGCGGGCAAUCCCCGGCACGUUGAUAUACAACAUGGACUCUCGAGAGUGGACAAACUCUUCGAGCCGUGAAGCUUUUCAACCAGAGGGACUACACAAGGUGGGAACGCCCCCCGUGUGUACGACGAGGUUUGGGGGAAAUCCUUUAGUUUUUCUCCUCGGCGGAGAGGCAGUGACAAGUAACAAUCGAAUCUCCAACCUCAGGAGUUUUCAGCAUGUCACGAUUCUCGACCCAGUCAAGAGACAGUGGCAUGAACAGAGGACAACGGGUGGCCCGCCGCUACCGAGAAAGUUUUCUUGUGCCAUUGGUGCUCAUGGGAAGAAUGGAACAUAUGAGAUCUUCAUGUACGGGGGCGCCAUUGGAGACGACGCCCAGAAUGACAUUUGGGUUCUCACUAUUCCGGGCUUCCAUUGGGUGCAAACGAACAGGACCGGGCCUCCGCGCUAUGGGCAUGCGUGCGCUCUAGCUGGGAAGAGACAAAUGAUAUCGGUAGGCGGUCUUGGACCGAAGGGAGGCUUUAAACCGGUUGAUGAAUGGUACGCAGGUAUUGGGGUUUUCGAUCUGUCUACCUUGGAAUGGAAGGAUCGUUACGAAGCGAAUGCUGAGGAUUACGAUUCGCCGAGCCUUGUGAAGGCCUUUUAUGACAACAGAUGA